AUGGAGAAGACCCCGCCUGUCACGGGCAAACGCCGAGGUGGUAGCCGGAAAGCCUGUAAUGAAUGUAAGCAGCAAAAGUUGCGAUGUGAUAUUGUUCAAACCCCGGCUGCGUCUUGCUCGCGCUGUCGCAGGCUGGGGAUAGAAUGCAAAAUCGAACAGUCUUUCAAGCGAAUUUCCAAGAGAAGGCACAAUGCUGAAAUGGAAAAGGAGAUUGCAGAUCUCCGACGCCGUCUUGGAAACGGUUCAGAUCUUGAACAGACAGCAGAGCAAGAACUUCAUGAGUCCCAUGGAGGUGAUGACUUGUCUCGGUGCUCAGAGGACGUCUUUGCCCGCCGGGACUCUGCUGCAGUUGACCGCUCACGACCCGUCUCAGUUCCAAUUGAAACACAUCCAUCCGUAGCCACUCCGUUGACUAUGAAGAGAGAUGGUUCCAUCAUAUCGCAAGAUGAGGGCCAUUGGAGGCUGGAGGAUAUCUCUAUUUCCAAAGCUCGAAUUGCUCGACUUUACGAUCAGUACUUCACAUAUUACCACCCAUUUCUCCCUCUACUAAACCCCCCAAAGCCACCAGAGGUGUAUUUGCAUCGUUGCCCUCUUUUAGCAUGGACUAUCAUCUGUGUUGCAAGUAGGCGGUCUCCUUAUGAGCCUGGUCUUCUAAGUGCACUGUCAGGGCCAUUCAGCAGGCUGCUUUGGUCAACAAUCACCAGCGUGCCGCAGGACUAUCGAGUGGUCAAGGCGCUUUGCGUUCUAUGUACUUGGCCUCUUCCAACGACAAGUCAGCGCACUGAUGCGACCUUCAUGCUCAGUGGCUUGAUGAUGCAAAUUGCCAUGCAACUUGGUCUGCACCGUCCAGUACAAGCUGAAGAGUUUACAACUUUCCGCAUGGAAGUCCAAGGCGAAGCGCUGAAGGAUCGAUUACAUACAUGGGUCAUUUGUAACAUCGUGGCUCAAAAUGUUGCAACUGGUUAUGGACAACCAGCAAGCACAAUAUACGACUGGGCUCUUGAGCCUGCAUCUUUAAGGGAUGCCGAUUACCGUCUUCCCCAUGACUUGGCUAUCCGCCUUCGGAUUGAGAAAUUCUGUGAUAGGGUGACCAAGGCUCUGUAUAGUAGCAAACCAGAACCCGCAGAGUUCGUAAGCGUCGACAAGCUGGUGGUCGUGCAGAUCCUUGAGAGUGAACUCAGAGAGAUGGAAGUUGAAUUUGGCAGGGACAUCUCAGCAAUUAACCUCAUCCACCUUCGUGCCGCUGAACUGCACUUCCGGUACUUCAUGUUCUUGGGAUCCAACGCCCGAGUCGACGACUUGACCAAACUAUACCUUGCAACAACUUCCUUCCUCGGCCGUGUCCUCGAUCUGGAAACAUCGCCAGGCGAUUUAAUUGGCCACUCUACCAAUUAUAUCCUUCAAAUGAUUGUAUCGGCCGCGUUUGCGCUUAUGAAGUUGCUGAAGAGUAGCUUCAGCCGACACAUCGACUUCAACCAUGGCAAGCUUUUGUUCAAUGGCGCAAUCUCAGCUAUUCGCCGAAUCAGCGUUAUGGAUCAUGACCGUCCUAUCCGUCUUGCGGAUAUUCUCGCUCAGAUGUGGAAUGCUACUAGCUUAGAGCCUGCUGAAGAGGAUGCUUUACAGCUCAAGGUUCGCUGCCGCAUGAGUAUGAGCCAUGUCUAUGAUACGGUCUGGCGUUGGCGACAGAGGUUCCGGCCUGUUAAAAGCUUUGAGGAGAUGCAGGCGGCUGCCAUAGCGGCAAAUCAAGAUAUCUCUACCACGACGAGACCCCUGACAAGGCAACAAGACAGCUCCCUCGAGGAUUCAUCUUUGAUAAUGCCUGCUCAGUUUGACGAAGGCGGCGCAUUCUUCAGCGAAGCAGGGUUCUCAGAGGUGUUUGAUUCCCUCAAUUGGGUCUUUGAUGGCAUCCCCGACUCUUUUGUCGCACCACCAGUGCUAUAG
This is a messenger RNA of Penicillium arizonense, 1941 nucleotides long. RefSeq names its product transcription factor domain-containing protein. The transcript is spliced from 7 exons. The record is from RefSeq and is a predicted model, not a curated record. NCBI's taxonomy places the organism in Eukaryota, Fungi, Ascomycota, Eurotiomycetes, Eurotiales, Aspergillaceae. Gene Ontology annotation, molecular function: DNA-binding transcription factor activity, RNA polymerase II-specific; zinc ion binding; transcription cis-regulatory region binding. Gene Ontology annotation, biological process: DNA-templated transcription; regulation of DNA-templated transcription. Gene Ontology annotation, cellular component: nucleus. The coding region runs from base 1 to 1941 and encodes 646 amino acids.